This is a messenger RNA of Pyricularia pennisetigena, 1659 nucleotides long. RefSeq lists its product as uncharacterized. The record is from RefSeq and is a predicted model, not a curated record. The transcript has 2 exons. NCBI's taxonomy places the organism in Eukaryota, Fungi, Ascomycota, Sordariomycetes, Magnaporthales, Pyriculariaceae. Gene Ontology annotation, molecular function: phosphoacetylglucosamine mutase activity; magnesium ion binding. Gene Ontology annotation, biological process: carbohydrate metabolic process; UDP-N-acetylglucosamine biosynthetic process. The coding region runs from base 1 to 1659 and encodes 552 amino acids.
AUGGCUGUCACUCAGAACAUUGUCGCUGCUUCGCAGAAGCACCCCAUCGUGCCCCUCCCGGAGGGCAAGCAGUACACCUAUGGAACUGCAGGUUUCCGUAUGAAGGCCGACCUGCUCGAGGGAAUCACAUUUCGCGUCGGGCUUCUCGCAGCCCUGCGAAGUCGCAAGCUCAAUGGUCAAGCCAUCGGUGUCAUGAUCACGGCCAGCCACAACCCCGCCGCUGACAAUGGUGUCAAGGUCGUGGACCCAAUGGGUGAAAUGCUCGAGCAGGACUGGGAGGCCCACGCCACCGUGCUGGUCAACGCUGCUUCGGACCAAGACCUUGCGACCACAUACGAGCGACUCGCCGCAGACCUCAAGAUCGACCUUUCCAACCCUGCCAAGGUCAUCUAUGGCCGCGACACCCGCCCUUCUGGCCACAAGCUGGUCGGAGCCCUCGCGGAUGCGCUCGAGUCGGUCGGCGCCGAGCACGUCGACUACAAGAUCCUCACCACUCCCCAGCUCCACUACCUGGUUCGCUGCACAAAUACAGAGGGCACGCCCAAGUCGUACGGUGAAGUGAGCGAGGUCGGUUACUACCAGAAGCUUGCCGAGGCCUUCAUCAGGGCCUUGAACAAGAAGCCUAUAAAAGAGCCCCUCCAGGUUGAUUGCGCCAACGGCGUAGGCGGGCCUAAGCUGUCCGAGUUCCUCAAGCAUCUGAGAAAGCUGGAGCAGGAACAGGGUCUGGAGAAGCUCAUCGAUGUCAAGGUGGUCAAUGACGACGUUCUCCGGCCCGAGCUGCUGAACCUUGAUUCAGGUGCAGACUUUGUCAAGACCAAGCAACGUGCUCCACCCUCGCCACCGCCUAUUCCAGGUCUGCGUUGCUGCUCAUUAGACGGCGAUGCCGACCGCGUUAUCUACUACUGGGAAGACCCAGACACUGGCUUUGCCAUGCUGGACGGUGAUCGCAUCUCUUCGCUGUGCGCCUCAUUCCUGGUUGACCUCGUGGGCGCAGCCAGACUUGAGGAUGAGCUGCGAAUUGGCGUGGUACAGACGGCGUACGCCAACGGCGCCAGCACACAGUACAUCAAGCAACACCUCAAGCUGCCGGUUGUCUGCACCCCUACCGGUGUCAAGCACCUGCACCACGCUGCUUGCAACUUUGAUGUGGGCGUCUAUUUUGAGGCCAACGGCCACGGCACCGUUGUCUUCUCAACCGAGGCUAUGCGGCUGUUCCGCGAGACUGAGCCUCAAUCUCCUGCGCAGAAAGACGCUCUCGAGAGGCUUGCGGCCUGCGCCGAUCUCAUCAACCAGACUGUUGGUGAUGCCAUCUCGGAUAUGCUCAUGGUCGAGGUCGUUCUCUCCCACAACUCGUGGACCAUGCGGGAUUGGGCCAUGACCUACACCGACUUGCCCAACAGGCUCGUCAAGGUUGAGGUAAACGACAAGGAUGCUUUCCGCACAACGGACGCCGAGAGGAAGCUCUCGCACCCCCCUGGUGCCCAGGAGGAGAUUGAUCAGGUGGUCAAGAAGUAUAAGUCGGCAAGGGCAUUUGCCAGAGCGUCGGGGACGGAGAACGUCUGCCGGGUCUACGCCGAAGCAGCGACCAAGACGGAGGCCGAAGAACUGGCGAACCACGUCAAGCGCAUCAUCGCCACGUAUGGCGGCUCCAGCAUCUAG